AUUUUUUUUACUCUAAGAAUAAAUAAGAUUUUGAAUCUUCCACAAAUUUCUCUCUUUCUUUGUUCUUUGUUCAAAUGUAGUAACGAUUGAAUUGAGGAGGAAAAAGAAGAUUUUAAUUGCUUAAAAACUCUUUGUUUUUUUUUUUUAAAAUUGGAGUUAAGUUUGACAGACGGUUGUGCGUGGAUUCGGAGUGCAACCUAAGUCCGAUGGCUACAACUUUCAGUCCAGGUCGGAGCCUGGGGGUUCGAGGCUUCAGUUAGGAGCAGGCAGUGGAGUGUCGAGGCUUAGAUCUUCGUCGCUUAAGAAGCCACCAGAGCCGUUGCGUCGUGCUGUGGCAGAUUGUCUUUCGUCUUCUUCGCUUGCAGCGAUGGCUGGAGGAGUUAGCUCGCAUCACCAAGGGGGUCCUUUGAUUUUAACUGAAGCUUCAAGGACGCUUUGGGUAUACAAUGGUGAAAGACAAAGCCAAAAAGAAGCACAUCCCGCCAACAGUGAGAUAAGCAAUGCCAAGGAAGUCGUUUUUUCCACCAAGCCAGCUAGUAGUUGAAAGCACUAGUUUUUUCUUGCCAUUGAAACUAUUUGAAGAUGAAAGCUUACCGGGAUAGAUGGAUCAAGUGUUGCACCACCUUCAAGGACGCUUAGGGUUCGUAAUUUUGGUGGGAUUUAAUUUUUGUUUUAACAGUGCUUACAAGUAUAAGGCUAUUGCUCAGCGAACCAAAUCCUGAUGAUGGCCUAAUGUGUGAAGCAGUAAGUAGAAUUUCACUCAAGAUAAAUUGAUUUUCUUUUCUUUUCUAUGUUUUACCUUUGCUUUUGAUAUGUUGAUGAAUCUACAGAGGAUAUCCUGUGUAUCGACUGGUUGAAUCUACAGCUAAGCACCAGACUGGUUGAACCGAUGGUUUACAUUUGUGGAGGUUGCUUUAGUUGCAACUAUUGAUGGGAAAAAUUGUGUCUAUUUGUUAACUCAAGUUAUCAUUAAAGGACAGAAUUUGUCUACUUGUUGAGGCAUAUCCUUCUUUUAUAAUUUAACCAACAAAAUAAUAGACUGGUUUGUAGGUCUCUUAGUUUAAGCACUUGUGGUUAUUUGAUGGUAAUUUUUGGCAUCCUAUUGUCAUAGAGCUAAUGCUUUUAAAAUGUGAAGAUUUGAUAUCUCAAAUGAAAGUUGUCUAGCUAUAUACCAUUUGCAUGUUAUAUUAAAGAACCUGUCUUCACUAAGCUUUGCAGUUUUCUCUCUGUUGAUAUUUGGAUCACCGCAUUUUAAUCAUUGGUUAAAGAUUUUUAUUUUCUUGUGCAGCAAGUGAUGUAGCCGGAGAAGUCGUAAAGGUUGGACCAGGAGUCACAAAUUACAAAUUUGGGGAUAAAGUUGUAUCUCUUCUUGAUCAUUUGACAAUGCGCCAAAGGCCAUGAAGGAACAGAAAUUAGAGAGCUAUUUCGGCUGCAAGAUUGCCAUCAACACCAGCAUGAGCAUUUACCGAUUUCUCAUUGUGGUGGGUCGUAUGGGGACUGAAAUGCUCACCAAUGAAGCCGGUGAAGUUACCAGAAACUUCUUACGUGCCAAACAUACACGGAUAAAGAAGGUAUCAGGCAGCAGCAGUUGUUGGCAUUUAUCCCAAGACAUCACAAGCACUACAUUUUACCGAAUUUUUUCAGCAAGAAGGUACAUUUUAGUCCCCAAUUACAGACAGAUCCUAGGAAAAAUUAUCUCCAUGCUAAAUCUCGUCUUCAGCCUUCAGGAUUCACAUUCAAGGAGCAAGAAACAUCUCAGAAACUCAUUGGGAUCAAGCAGUCAAAAUUCAGAAUCAAGUGACAAACAAGAGCUAGAUUUGGAGUUUAGACUGUCACUGUAAUCAAUAAAUUUUUUUGCUACUUUAAAUGCAUGCUCAUGGAACUACAUUUUAUGCUUUUCGAGAAUUGUGAGUUCAAAUAAGGUGUUGAUCUGUAAUUCAUACAACUUGAGCAAGUUGAUAUGAACUAGUUUGAAUUUUUUUUUUAAAUUUCAAAGGAAUCUUAUGUAAUCAAAGGCAAUUUGACUUCCUGCAUAAGAUAUGGUGAAAAACAUUGAUCUUCUUGUU
Molecule: messenger RNA, 2066 nt
Organism: Gossypium raimondii (Peruvian cotton)
Lineage: Eukaryota; Viridiplantae; Streptophyta; Magnoliopsida; Malvales; Malvaceae
Product: flap endonuclease 1
Exons: 8
Coding region: 1398-1841 (147 amino acids)
Molecular function (GO): nuclease activity
Source: RefSeq, a predicted model, not a curated record